Branchiostoma belcheri (Belcher's lancelet) is the source of this 1085-nucleotide messenger RNA. Its product is annotated as protein very KIND-like. The transcript has 3 exons. Bases 801 to 1085 code for a protein of 94 amino acids. Lineage: Eukaryota; Metazoa; Chordata; Leptocardii; Amphioxiformes; Branchiostomatidae. Gene Ontology annotation, biological process: small GTPase-mediated signal transduction. Gene Ontology annotation, molecular function: guanyl-nucleotide exchange factor activity. The record is from RefSeq and is a predicted model, not a curated record.
UCAAAGUACCCACAAUGCGGUGGGUGUCCGGUUUCCAGCUAGCUUGGCAGGCCGGACUUCCUGUGUACACAACCGCCGCGAUUCAAGUUUGCUCGCGCUCGGCCGAGGAAUUCUGCCGGCAUAACAUGCGACAAGAGCACUUUUCACCACCUUUCUCUGCGCCACAGGCAGUGUAGGCGGUUUGUGAAUGUGUUGCUAUGUCCUGGGGUCGUCGGCUGGACAGGAAACGGGCGUAACAACGCAGAACAGCACCUCGUAGUUACCCCAUGCCACAGCUAGACAAGUCGAAGCGCGACCCAUGCAUGCCCGCUAUUAUAAUCCUCGACAAAAACAGCUUUCACUGAUAAUGAGGUGUGCUGGACAGGUGUACUAGUCUGAAGGCGAGGUCACCUGUGGUCAUCUGACAGGUAUGCAACCCAAGCCAAGUGGAAUGUCACGGACCAGGGGGACUGAAUAUGAAACUCAAGAAUGUGUGCGACGACCAUAGAUAAUGAAAGAAGUUUACAUUGAUCAAUCUGCAGUACAACACUACACAUAGUGUAAACUGAUCAACCAAGGUGGAUAGAGGUAGCCAACAUGUAAGGCUGAAUUCAGGAUCCACCAUCCAUUUGUUUUCCAAGGUGUGGCCUGUGGAUACUCUAGUUUAGCUUUCAAAGUCAAAAGAAUAAAACGUGGCGAGUCAUGUCUGUACUGUUUUCAUGGCUGACUGGAAAGCGUGACUAAGUAGGUGUACAGAAACACAUGUAAACACAAACACAAAGGGAGGAGAUCUCAGCUUCAUCCUGAACUUGGCGGCCACCAUGGCUGGAAUGUUUGACGACUACGAGUACGACAUCCUCCCCACGCUGCUGGAAGACGAGGAGAAUGUGUCGCUGGCUGACAUCUUGGCGCUGCGGGACGAGUGCCUGUCGGAGCAGGAAUUGUGGGCCAUCUGCAGGGAGACGUGCACGGCGCUGCGCAGCAUCGAGAUGUCGGACCUGUUCCAGACGCUCUGUAUCACCCCGGAAACGCUCGCCUUCAACGCCGCGGGAAACGUCUGCUUCAUGGAUAUUCUGGACGAUCCGCUGAUCUUCCGUGUGACGUGA